ACUUGCCCUUCCAAUUUGCAAUAAAGUGCAUUAAGUAUAGAGUAACAACCUUGUGAUCAUUGUAUACAGUUGAGUUUUCAAGGAAAAAUUCUAGACUAGAGGUUGAUUUAGGAGUGAAUAAAGUAAAAAUAGUAGAAUUGUGACCACUGGAUUUACAACUUCAUGUGCAAUUGGUUUUUCUUGGACAAUAUCAACUUAUUUUAGUAAUCUGUGACAAUGGAAGAAAACCAUGGAAAUUUUCCUGUCUGGGGACUACUGCCAAAGAAGGAAACUGGUGUCACCUCAUUCCUAAGUGAUAAUCCUGACUACAAUGGAAAAAAUGUAACCAUUGCUAUUUUUGACUCAGGGGUUGAUCCAGGAGCACCCGGAUUAAAAGAAACACCUGAUGGAAAAGUAAAAGUAAUUGAAAGAUUUGACUGCAGUGGGUGUGGUGAUGUGCAAAUGACAACAAUAGUUGAAUCAAAAGAAGGUGCAAUCACUGGUAUCAGUGGCAAAACAUUAAAGAUACCUGAAUCAUGGACGAAUCCGACCAACAAAUAUCGCGUCGGCAUCAAAAACUCUUUCGAUUUGUAUCCGGAACGUCUCAAGGAACGCAUGCAGGAGGAAAACAAGAAGAAACAAUGGGAGAAUCAACACGCAAUGGCGUCCGCAGACGCGUUGCGGCAGUUGAACGUUUUCGAAAGUAAACAUACCAACGGACACGCCCUUUCCGAGGAGGAAAAGUUAGUAAAGGAAAAUCUAGACGCAACUAUCGAGCAUCUAGCGUCUACGGAAAAGAAAUACAACGAUUGUGGACGAUUCUACGAUUGUGUAAUGUAUCACGACGGUGAAAAAUGGAUGGCGUGUGUUGACACGACAGAAAAUGGCGAUUUGAACAAUUGUAAACUGCUUGGGGAAUACAGCGUGACGCAUGAAUUUGCGCCGUUGAACGAAGCGGAUCAAUUGAAUUUUAGUAUUAACGUACACGACGAUGGGGAUGUUUUAGAAUUAGUUGGAUUGUGCUCAAGUCACGGUACUCACGUGGCAUCAAUAACCUCCGCUUAUUUUCCCGACGAUCCGGAAAAAAAUGGCGUCGCACCUGGUGCGCAAAUUGUCUCACUGACAAUCGGUGAUGGACGACUUGGAUCGAUGGAAACAGGCACCGCGAUGGUGAGAGCCAUCAUUAAAGUGAUGGAACUUAAAGAAAAACUUGGUAUUGAUGUGAUUAACAUGAGUUAUGGUGAACAUGCGCAUUGGUCUAAUGCUGGGCGAAUUGGUGAACUAAUGAAUGAGGUUGUGAAUAAAUACGGUGUUGUGUGGGUUGCAUCCGCUGGAAAUCACGGCCCUGCUUUGAGUACAAUCGGUACACCGCCAGACAUCAGCCAGGAAACUCUCAUAGGAGUCGGUGCGUACGUAAGUCCGGAUAUGAUGCUCGCUGAAUAUUCCAUGCGUGCAAAACUACCAGGUAUGCCGUAUACAUGGAGCUCCAGAGGCCCGACAAUCGACGGCGGUCUUGGCGUAACAGUCUGCGCGCCAGGUGGCGCUAUAACAUCAGUUCCAAACUUCACUUUGAGAAACUCUCAGCUUAUGAACGGCACAUCAAUGGCGUCCCCGCACGUAGCGGGCGCUGUCGGCGUGUUAAUUUCCGGUUUGAAGCAGAAAGAAAUCAAAUACUCGCCGUAUUCGAUCAAACGCGCGCUGGAAAAUGGCGCGACACGUCUCCAAGACGUUGAAUUAUUUGCCCAGGGUAACGGACUACUCAACGUCGAGAAAUCCUUCGAAUUGUUGGUGAAUCACAGUAAUGCGCCGGAACGUGACGUGCGUUUCCAUGUCACAUGCGGUGGCAACGCGAAAGGAAUCUAUAUCAGAAACAAACCGCCGAAAUCCAUCUUUGAAGGAUCCAUUACUGUCGACCCACACUUUUUAGACUCCGAAUCAAUCUCACCCAACACCAAAAUUGAUUUCAAUUUAAAACUUACACUGAAAUGCAAAGAAUCAUACGUAGAACAUCCCGCAUUCUUAGAUUUAUCGAACAUGACGCGUGUUUUCGGGAUAAAAAUCGACGUUUCGGGCCUGGAAGGCUUGAACACGACGUUUAUCGAGGCGUACGAUGUGUCUUGUUCGGCGAAGGGGCCUGUGUUCAAAGUACCCGUCACGAUUAUCAUACCGCAGGAUGUUCCCUUGAGUAACACCAUUGUUGUUCCCUCGGCGCAGUUCGAAGCGAAUACGAUUUCCAGAACGUUUGUGACUGUACCAGAAUUGGCGACGUAUGCUGUGAUCAAGAUGCGAUCACUGGAGAAAGAAUCGAUUGGGAAAUUUGUUGUGCACACGAUGCAGUUGCUACCAAAACAGUAUUGCAAAGCAAUGGAGAUUAAUAAACAUGUUACGGUUAAUUACAACGCUGAGAGUAGUCUUGCGUUUCCUGUGCAGGGAAAUAAAACACUGGAAGUUGUGAUUGCGAAGUACUGGGCGAAUAUCGGUAGCAUUGAGGUGCAAUAUUCGAUUAAUUUCUUUGGCGUGAAGCCUAAUCAAGGAAGUGUGACGAUGAUUGCUGCGGAUGGUGUCCACAACGUGCAUGUAACCACUCUCCAAGGUGAAGAUAUUCAACCUGUGGUCACUUUGAAGAAUGCCGUACAAAUUUUAAGGCCUUCCGAUGCGAAAAUUUUAUCUCUAUCAAAGCGUGAUGUGAUUCCACCCGGAAAACAAAUCUACGAGUUGCAACUGACGUACAAUUUCCACCUGAACAAAGGCACGGAAGUAUCGCCCAACUGCCCAUUGCUGAGCGACGUGCUCUACGAAUCCGAGUUCGAGAGUCAAUUAUGGAUGAUUUACGACAACAAUAAACAGUUCAUGGGCUGCGGCGACGCCUAUCCCAGCAAGUAUAAUAUAAAACUGGAGAAGGGCGAUUACGUCCUGAAGAUGCACGUGCGUCAUGAUAAGAAGGAUCAUUUGGAGAAGUUGAACGAAGCGCAGUUGUUACUCUCGCAGAAAUUGGCGAGCAGUUUGAGUUUGGAUUGUUAUUCGAACUAUUCACAAGCGCUGAUUAGCGGAAAGAAAGGAUCGCUCGCGACGUCGUUUGUUAGUAAUACGGUGUCUUUUUAUAUUGCACUGCUUGCUGCUGAUAAAUACAGUACAAAAACGAAUAACGCAGCGCAUCAUUUGUGCGGAACGAUAACUUACGCAAAAGAUGAUGUCGGUAAGCGUGUUGACACUUAUCCGAUUAAAUAUAUCCUGCCAGAAGCGUCGAAAAAGGCGACGAAACCUCAGGAAAAAGCCAAAACCAAAGCGGAGGAGUUCAAGGAAGCACUCAGGGAGUUAAAAAUUACCUGGUUGAAACAACUUGAUGCUUCCAAUGGUUCGGAAACUUUAUACAACGAAAUGCUCAAGGAGUUCCCUGAUUACCUACCCACGCACACAGCGUACCUGCAGAGUUUGGAGGUGAUGGAGUCCAAGAAACAAUUGCCCCUGCUCAAUAAGGAAGCGAUUGCCGCACAGAAGGAGGAAGACAUCAAGAAAAUCAUCACCGUGUGUGAUAAAGCCCUGGAAAACAUCUAUAACAAUUCAUUAUUGAUGUUUUUCUCCAUCAAGAAUGAUCAGCGUUGUGAUGCCGCACAAAUUAAACAAUUGAUGGAUCGUCAAAAAACGGUGUAUAUUGAUUGUCUAGCACGUAAAGGCAUAGCCAAUUGUCGUCUUUACUUGAUUAGCAGUGAAGAUCCCACUCGAAUGGAGAACAUAACCACAAUUUGGAAGAGUUUACUGCAGUUUGUCGAUCCGAACGACUCUAAAGCGUUCCAGGCAAACGCAAUGUACUUUGCGUGCUGGCACGCGACUGUGUUCAAACACUAUGGCCGCCUGUUGAAGUACCUCCAGCGUAUCAUCGAAGAAAAACCCACUCGCGACGUCGAAGAGAAGAUCAACGAGAUCUACAAGUUGCAGAAAUGGGAGCAUCUUGUCCGCUACCACGACCGGCUCAUCCUCGCCAAAUAUCCGCAUGGUUAUCGACCUUUCUAGUUCAGUGUGGAUAUUGACAUAUACACAUAGACGUAAUAGAUAAUUGUAACUAAUUUGACGAUGCAGUAAUUCUAAGUUGACGGAUUUGUGUUGGAAAGGUAAGAAAAAUGAUUAGAAGCAUCCACUUCUUUCUAUUAUUAUUAAACAUAACUUUAUAUUAGUCACUUCUUCGUUUAGUUCAUCAUUUUUGUUUUGUUUGGUUUCAUUUUAAAUACAAAAUCUUAACUUGUACAUGUAUAAUAAAAAAUAAAUCGAUUUCAAACAUG
Dalotia coriaria is the source of this 4256-nucleotide messenger RNA. RefSeq names its product Tripeptidyl-peptidase II (gene TppII). Gene Ontology annotation, cellular component: cytosol. Gene Ontology annotation, biological process: proteolysis. The transcript is spliced from 12 exons. NCBI's taxonomy places the organism in Eukaryota, Metazoa, Arthropoda, Insecta, Coleoptera, Staphylinidae. Gene Ontology annotation, molecular function: tripeptidyl-peptidase activity; serine-type endopeptidase activity. The coding region runs from base 217 to 3990 and encodes 1257 amino acids. The record is from RefSeq and is a predicted model, not a curated record.